Molecule: messenger RNA, 2236 nt
Organism: Kogia breviceps (pygmy sperm whale)
Lineage: Eukaryota; Metazoa; Chordata; Mammalia; Artiodactyla; Physeteridae
Gene: CYB561
Product: cytochrome b561
Cellular component (GO): lysosomal membrane
Molecular function (GO): oxidoreductase activity
Source: RefSeq, a predicted model, not a curated record
GCUGGCCGAACCGGCAGAACAGCCCGGGCGUGGCGCGGGCAGCUCGCGGGCUAGCGGGCAGCGCGACGCUGCGCAGCGAGGACAAGGUCCGGGCUCGACGUCCGGCCAGGUAGGUGGCCGGGGCGGGUUGGGGAGACCCGAGCCCCGGCGCAGAGUCGGGAGGGGCCCCGGGUGUGUGCGGGGGGACGGCGAGCUCAGGUGUGCCCGUCCUGGGGCGGGACCGCGCCCGCGCCGGGACAGGCCGGGAUCCCAGCGCCGCAGCCAGCCUUUCUCUUUCCCUCUCCUGCCGCCACACCUGACUCACCUCCUCUGCUUCUCCCGGCUCGGGGCCACCGAGCAAGGCCCGAGGUUAGGAGCUCAUCGCACUCCUGCCUGGAGCUGUCAGCCGUCGGCUCCGGGUCUGCCUCCGUGCCGAGGCUCUGCGGAAGUUAGCACGGAGCGGCAGAGUCGGCCAAGGGAUGAGAUCCCCGAGGGAGAGGUAGAUGCAUUCCCUGCCUUCUGGGAGCUCACAGGGCCCUGCAGCAGAGAGGCUCACGGGGCUUAACGCGAGGCAGGACACCGAGGGGAGGUGUGUUGACACUGCCUGCCCCCCUUUUUAAAAAAUGAUGGAGUUGCCAACAGUUGUCAAAGGUGGCAGAGAGAACUGGGGGUAAAGACAGCCCAGUCCCCAGGAGGACAAGGCCAGGCCAACUGGAAACUAGUUCUUGAGCAGCACAGGAUACAGGCAGUCGCCUCGGCAUAGAGCCGCCUCGGCAUGGACAGCCCUGCCCGCCCAGCACCCGCCCCCUCGGCGCUACUCUACUAUGUGGCCUUCUCCCAGCUGCUGGGCCUGGCCGUGGUGGCCAUGACUGGCACCUGGCUCGGUGUGUACCGAGGAGGCAUCGCCUGGGAGAGCGCCCUGCAGUUCAACGUGCAUCCCCUCUGCAUGAUCAUAGGCCUAGUCUUCUUGCAGGGAGAUGCCCUGCUGGUUUACCGUGUCUUCAGGAAUGAGGCCAAACGCACCACCAAAGUCCUGCACGGGCUGCUGCACGUCUUCGCCUUCGUCAUCGCCCUGGUGGGCCUGGUGGCGGUGUUCGACUACCACAGGAAGGAGGGCUACGCCGACCUGUACAGCCUGCACAGCUGGUGUGGCAUUCUGGUCUUCGUCCUCUUCUUUGUGCAGUGGCUCGUGGGCUUUAGCUUCUUCCUGUUCCCCGGCGCGUCGUUUUCUCUGCGGAGCCGCUACCGGCCACAGCACGUCUUCCUUGGCGGCGCCAUCUUCCUGCUCUCGGUGGGCACCGCCCUGCUUGGCCUGAAGGAGGCGCUGCUGUUCGAGCUCGGGACCAAGUACAGCAAGUUCGAGCCCGAGGGCGUCCUGGCCAACGUGCUGGGCCUGCUGCUGGCCGCCUUCGGCGCCGUCGUGCUCUACAUCCUGACCCGCGCCGACUGGAAGCGGCCCCUCCAGGCGGAAGAGCAAGCGCUCUCCAUGGACUUCAAGACGCUGACAGAGGGUGACAGCCCCAGCUCCCAGUGACGCGCGUCCCGUGCCAUCCCGUCCCAUCCCGCGAGGCGGUCUCAGCCGUUUCAGGGCCGCGAUAGGUGUCUGUCCCGCACCCGCCGAGGCUCCGGGGGUGGGGAGUGGGGGUGGGGCAGCCUUCCUCCCUGAGCGCUGAUUUCCGGGGUUCAGGCUCCCUCCGCUUGCCCCUCCUCGUUGCUGCCGCCGCCGCCAUCGUCGUGUUAGUCCUGCGCAGACCCCCGCCCCCAUUGCCCCUACCACCCCCUCAGAUGGAGCAGCUUUGGGUAGGGUUCUGGGCGGUUGGGCCUGGUCGCAGAAGCACAGAUCCCUAAAGGGGUCGGAGAUGCGGGGGCGGCUCCCCGCUCGGGGCAGCCGGGCCUGGGCUGUGUCCGCGGGGCUCAGCGCCGGGCCUGGCGAGGCCAAGACUUGCUUUGUGUGACACCAGGAGUCUUGCGGGCCCAGCCUUUGGCAGCAGAGCAAGUGAUAUUAUAUGUAAAAUAUGCUGGUGUCAGGGCAGGGAUCCCCAGGAGAGGGGAGGGACUGGCCCUUGGGAAGCUCUGGAUGCGUGGCUUAGGCCCAGCUGUGCUCUGCAGCCUUCUCUUUAACCCCUUAGCCCCAGGGCGGCUUUCUUUGCCUUUGGGGCCCAGCAGCCCGAAGAAGAGGCAGGAGGUGGGCCUGGGCGGGCGUGCCGCCUGCAGGGGCUUCCCUCCCCGCGGGGCGGGGCCGGCCUCGGCAAGCCAG